Pipistrellus nathusii (Nathusius's pipistrelle) is the source of this 1242-nucleotide messenger RNA. Lineage: Eukaryota; Metazoa; Chordata; Mammalia; Chiroptera; Vespertilionidae. The record is from the annotation of a GenBank genome assembly.
AUGGACCAGCAGCCCCGGUGCUGGGCGGCAGCAGUGGCUGCAGCCCUCCUCCUGCUCCUGCUGGGUGCCCAGGGCCGGGGCGGCACUGCCAGUCCCCGGUGUGAGUGUGCCCGUGGCUCUCAAAGGAGGACCGGUCCGCUCUGCUGCAGGGGCUGCCCCGCAGGGCAGUACCUUGCGGCCCGCUGCACGGAGCCCUGUGGCAAUGCCACCUGCGUCCCGUGCCACCAGGGCUCCUUCCUGGCCGGGGAGCACCACCAGGAGACCAGCUGCACCCGCUGCCAGGCCUGCGACGAGCAGGCCUCCCAGGUGGCCCUGGAGAACUGCUCGGCAGUGGCAGACACCAGGUGCGGGUGCCCGCCGGGCUGGUUUGCGGAGUGCCUGGGCCCUCACUGCAUCAGCGGCGUGCCCUUCCGCUGCCACCCGUGCCUGGACUGCGGGGCCCUGCACCGCCACACGCGGGUGCCCUGUUCCAGCACAGACACUGAAUGUGGCGCCUGCCUGCCUGGCUUCUAUGAACAUGGCAACAGCUGUGUGUCCUGCCCCACGAGCGCCCUGUGGAGAUGUCCGGAGCCCUGCGCAGCGGCCUGCGGCUGGAGGCAGAUGUUCUGGGUCCAGGUGCUCCUGGCAGGCCUGGUGGUUCCACUGGUGCUCAGUGCCACCCUGACCUACACGUACCGCCGCUGCCAGCCCUGCAAGCCCGUGGUUCCUGAUGGAGCCGGGAUGGAGGCCCUGACCGCCCUGCAGACCACCCACCUCUUAACCCCUGAGAGCGCCCACAUCCUCUUGGUGCCACCCAGCGGCAGUGAGAAAGCCUGCCCCGGCCAGCUGGUGGGCAGCGGCUGGACCCCUGGCUGCGCCCAGACCCAGGAAGCGCCGGGCGCGGAGGGGCCGUGGUCCUGGGAGCGGCUGCGCAGCGGGGCUCUGGGCCCCCCGCCGCCGCCAGCGCCCCCUGCGGGCUCAGCAGCCGCCACGCUGCAGCUGGGCCCGCAGCUCUACGACGUGAUGGACGCGGUGCCCGCGCGGCGCUGGAAGGAGUUCGUGCGGACGCUGGGGCUGCGCGAGGCCGAGAUCGAGGCCGUGGAGGUGGAGGUGGGCCGCUUCCGCGACCAGCAGUACGAGAUGCUCAAGCGCUGGCGCCAGCAGCAGCCCGCCGGCCUGGGCGCCAUCUACGCGGCCCUGGAGCGCAUGGGGCUGGACGGCUGCGCCGAGGACCUGCGCGGCCGCCUGCAGCGCGGCCCGUGA